AAAUGGAAAAUUUCUGGGUGAAGUUAAAAAAAAAAAAAGAUGACCCAUUUUGAAUAUUUGGGAGGCUUACAAUAAAGCUAAUAAUAAUAAUAAUCAUCCAUGAAUUAUAAAAAAUAAAAAAAAAUCAUCCACCGUUCUCAGUUGCCAAACAACACCACCCAAAAACAUCCAUAGAUUAAAAGAGUUAUCGAGAAAAGGACAAGAGAGGAGAGAGAAAGAGAGAGAGACACACACACAUGACACAACACAUGGACAUGCAAGUCACCGCAAACAGAACGGAAGAAGAGACUGGAAAGAGAAGGAAGAAGAAGAAAAAUUCAGACUAACACAGAGAGAAAGAGAAAGACAGAGAUUCUUAAUAUUGGAUUGGAUCGUUUUGCAGGAUCAUAAAUUAGCUUCUAAGAGACAUUGAACUCCCCAUUCUCUCUCCAUUUCUGGCGCAAAAAGGAUGUUUCUGUCUUAUUUCACUUGGAUUACUGGUUUCUGCUUGACUUAUCAUCUUAUCUUGAUGAAAAUGAAAUGGGAUGCCAUUAAUAUAAAGAUUGUAAUUGCCUCUAUUACAAAUUAGUGCAUGUAAGGGCAAUGGGGAUUUGACAUGGCUAGGAAACUUGUAUCUCAUUUGGUUGCUGAGGACAUAGAUAAGAAACUUGGUUCUGAUACAUGAAUGAAGUGAUAGUAGUUAAAUAGACUAUAAAGUAGAAGAUUUUAAGCUAAACAAAUUUAGAUUGAACAUUUUAGUCAUAUUUGAAGAUGGGCUUGCCUCAAGUUUCCUCAGGCAGUAUUGCCGAGGAAGUGGCGGCAUCCUUGAGCACAUUUGUGCAGAACCCACCUAGGAUUGCUGGUGUGAGCAGUUGUGAUUUGAGUGGGUUGCAUGGAGGAAACCUCGGCAAUCGAAUGCAGGUUGAUUUGCCGUGCUUUUCUUUUGGAGGAUUCCAACGUAAAUCCAUUGCGGAGCUUCCAAAGGAACACGACUUUUUGAAUGUGCAUAAGGAUGGUAGAUCGAACAUGCAUGUAUUGAACAUUGGCUCUAUGGAAGAACAUUGCUGGCCGACUCAGAAAAGUGUACAGAAUGUUCAUACACCUGUUUCUAGGAUUGUUGGUUUUGAAUCAACCACCUUAAGCUCUCCUCUAAAUGUGGCAGAUGGACUUCAACAUUCUUCAACUGAAAUCACAAGUGAUGUGAACGAGGCAAGUGGGUCGCUUGUCCGGAAGCGGCUAUUAUCUCCUUUGAAUGGAAUGCUUCUCCAAGAUCAAUUGAUUGAUGAUCUAGACAUUGGUAGUAGUGGAGUUUACAAGAGUGAUUCCUUGAGAAGUAAUGCAAGUUUAAAAGUUCAUGCUCAGCAAGACAGCAAGAAAGCUCAUAUAGGGGACUCAAAAUACUUUGGGAGUGCUGACUGGUCUGCCUCUUGUUUUGCAGAAUGGAAGAGUUCACCAGAUGACAAUUGUGGUGCGAAAUUCAUUUUCUUUACGGAUGGCCCUUUAUUCGAAAACAAGGAUUCAGAACCUCCCAAUCAUUUUCUAUCGUCACCUGGAAUUCAUUGCUCUAAAGAGUCUAUCAUAAAGUCUCAAACCGGAGCAAUAACUAUUCCUCAUAAAAAGCUGGCCUCACCUCCACUCUCCUUGUCUCCUCUUGGUCCAAAGUUUCAUGAAAGAAUGAGACUAACAAACAAUAAUACUAUGACAAAGAUAGAAGAUGAUAAUAUAACAUUAAAGGACAUGGAACAGUCACUCAAUGGAACUCUUGCAGGCUCUUUAUCUUCCUGGAGUAAACAUUCUUUUAAGAUGUCAAGUAAAUCACCCGAGGAGCAUGAUGUGCUGCAAAAGUUUGACCUUUUCUCUGGAGUCAACAUGGAAGGAUAUUGCAGUCAGAACUUGGAGUUUACUCCUCCUCAAGGUUUCAGAUCAGUUAGAACCCUGAGCGGCCUUCCUGUUAGAAGGUCCUUGGUUGGUUCAUUUGAGGAAUCCCUGUUGUCUGGUCGGUUGUCGUCUGGGAAACUUAGUCAGAGAAUCGAUGGUUUCCUUGCUGUUCUAAAUGUUACCGGAGGGAACUUCUCACCAAAGCCGCAGAAACUUCCAUUUGCAGUAACCAGUGUGGAUGGGGAAAACUACUUACUUUAUUAUUCCUCAAUAGAUCUCGCAGGGACCACAGAAUCGAACAACUCUAGAGGCUCCAAGAUGAAAAGGAGCCUUAGCAUUGAUAAAUCAGGAAUAGAAAAGAGCAGACUGCGCGUACCUAUGAAAGGGCGCAUACAAUUGGUCCUCAGCAAUCCAGAGAGGACUCCAAUACACACAUUCUUUUGUAACUACGAUUUGAGUGACAUGCCAACCGGUACAAAGACAUUUCUGCGCCAAAAGGUCACUCUGGCCUCUUCUCCGCCUGCUAAUGGCGGCGGUGUUCUGCGUUAUGCUCUUCAUGCGCGCUUUAUAUGCCCUUUACCUAAGAAAAGUUCAAGGUCAUUGCACAGAUGUAAAUCUGAUCCCUCAUCAGAACCGGCAAGAAAUAAGGACAUCGAUGGGGAACGCCGCUUCUACCUGUACAGUGAUUUGAGGGUGGUGUUCCCUCAGCGCCAUUCAGAUUCCGACGAGGGAAAGUUGCAUGUGGAAUAUCAUUUUCCUUCAGAUCCAAAAUACUUUGAUAUCAGCAACUAAAGUUUCCUCUUAUCAGAAAAUAACCAUGUAUAUUUUUUCUGUAAAUAUUUGUUAUGUACAUUCAGUCCCUCGUCAUCCUUCGGGUGAUUACCCAAUUUAACUGUAAAUAACUUUCAUCUCUCAAUAAAUCGUU
Messenger RNA from Morus notabilis, 2782 nucleotides. RefSeq lists its product as uncharacterized. The transcript has 6 exons. Lineage: Eukaryota; Viridiplantae; Streptophyta; Magnoliopsida; Rosales; Moraceae. Bases 751 to 2649 code for a protein of 632 amino acids. The record is from RefSeq and is a predicted model, not a curated record.